This is a messenger RNA of Macrobrachium nipponense, 6633 nucleotides long. Its product is annotated as gastrula zinc finger protein XlCGF49.1-like. Gene Ontology annotation, biological process: regulation of transcription by RNA polymerase II. The record is from RefSeq and is a predicted model, not a curated record. Gene Ontology annotation, molecular function: DNA-binding transcription repressor activity, RNA polymerase II-specific; RNA polymerase II cis-regulatory region sequence-specific DNA binding. Bases 1 to 576 code for a protein of 191 amino acids. Gene Ontology annotation, cellular component: nucleoplasm. Lineage: Eukaryota; Metazoa; Arthropoda; Malacostraca; Decapoda; Palaemonidae. The transcript is spliced from 2 exons.
AUGGAGAAGAAUCAUCCCAUUCUAGGAAGGAAUAAAUCCAUUACUGGAGAGAAGCCAUUCAUGUGCAAAGAAUGUGGGAAAACGUUUUCCCACAAACCAGAUCUUACACGUCAUAUGAGAAUCCAUACCGGAGAGAAGCCAUUCGUGUGCAAAGAAUGUGGGAAAGCAUUUUCCAGUAAGUCAAUUCUUACACUUCAUAUGAGAUUGCAUACUGGAGAGAAGCCAUAUAUGUGCAAAGAAUGUGGGAAAGCAUUUUCCCAGAAACGAGAUCUUACACGUCAUAUGAGAUUGCAUACUGGAGAGAAUCAUCCAUUCAUAUGCAAGGAAUGUGGGAAAGGAUUUGCCUACAAAUAUCAUCUUACAACUCAUAUGAGAAUCCAUACUGGAGAGAAGCCAUUCAUGUGCAAAGAAUGUGGAGAAGCAUUUUCCCAGAAACCAAAUCUUACAUGUCAUAUGAGAUUGCAUACUGGAGAGAAGCCAUAUAUGUGCAAGGAAUGUGGGAAAGCAUUUUCACGGAAAUCAAGUCUUACACAUCAUAUGAGGUUGCACUCUGGAGAGGAAAAAGAAACAACAUGAUAAAAUGAACCAGUUAAGGUAGAGAUCUCUCAAAUGUCCAACUAUAUGACAGAUCAAAUUCACUCACAAAAUCUGCUCAAGAAAAUAAGGAAAAUAAUGAAAAAAUACAGAAUAUGGAAUGAACAAAUCAGUGGAAAACUGGCAGAACACCAAGCCAAUAUAAAGGCCCUAGCUUCACAAAUAGGAAACAAACAACAGAAGAUAAAAGUAAAUUAGAUAAAUAUUCAGUUUGGUGAAAAUUCAAAGAUUGUAUAGGAAGAUGACGAAAGAAACAGUGGAGGUAUGAACACAACUGAGCAAGGAAGACCUAGAGAGAUUUUGGAAGCCACUGUUUGAAAACCAUAGACAACACCUGGAUAUUCAAAUGUAUGGAAUUAGACAACAUCAAUGAGGAAAUAAGAUCUUUCUCGGCAGCACAGAUGAGUGAGUGGAAGACCACUCUCUGUCUAAAACACUCUGAGGGCCAGAUAGUAAUUCCAGACAUAAAGAUCCAAAGAGGAAUAUUCCAGGGUGACAGCCUCUCACCACUUCUAUUCUGCUUGACCAUAAAUCUGCUUAGUAAAAUCUUGAACAACAUUAACACUGGCUAUGACCUAAGCAAAAGCAGAAGCAGAAAAGAGCAUAAAAGAGUGAAUCACCUGCUCCUCAUGGGUGACCUGAAGUUGUUUGCAGAUUCAGAAGAAAAAUUGGAAGAAUUAGUUAGGACAGUCUACCAAUUCUCAAAUGACACCUGCAUGGAAUUUGGGUUGGACAAGUGUGCCAAGAGUACAAUAAAGAGAGGGAAGAGAGUAAUAUCAGAAGGAAUAAAGGUAGAGGAAGGCAUGUUUGUUGAAGACCUGGCAGAGGAGUCUGCAUAUAAGAACUUGGGAAUACAAGAAAACAGUGGUAUAGAACACAAGAAAAAGAGAGAAAAGAUAAAGAAAAAAUACAUCAGCCACCUAAAGAAGACCUGUAAUUCAGAACUAACACCAACGGACAAGAUCACUACCAUAAACCAGCUGGCAAUACCAUUGGUGACAUAUGGUUUUAGCAUUGUAGACUGGCCACAAGGUAAGUUCGACAGGAUGGACAUUAAAACCUGGAAGAUUCUCACCCUACAUAAAUAUUUCCCUCACAGAGAAGGUGGAUUAUGCCUACAGAGCAGCAAUAAUAAGUCAAGGGUAGUACUUCAAAAGCUCUGAGGAUGAAAACAUCAAAAAGGUUGCCCAACACCACAGGCUAAGAACUUUGCAGAUCUGCUAGAAGACACAGAGGGUACUGAGCAGACUCCAGCAAAAACAAUAGCCAGGAAGACCAGUCAGAACUAGUCACAGAGCAAGAACUGGAAAAAUAGUUGAACAGACAAAGAAGAAUCACUUAGAUGGAUAAGAAAUGGAGAUCUAGGUUAUGAUGGAGAAAUUCUGAUAAUAGAAACACAAAAUCAAGACCUAAAAAACAGCUUCAAGAAAAUGGCAAGUAUAUCAGGGAGUGACCAGUGUAGGUUUUAUCAUGCAGCGGUUGAGAGUACGAAUCAUCUGAUAUCAGCCUGCCAGACCCUGCUUGCAGAUGGUCACUAUACAGCCCGCCACAACAAUAUCUGUAAAUAUAUACAUUGGAAAAUACAUAAAGAAUUCAGAAUUGAAGUGAAAGAAAAAGUGUGGGAGCAUGAACCAGAUCCAAUCACCUCCAAUAGGGCCGUUACCAUCUUUUAUGACAAGGAAAUUCCAACAGGAAGAUAUAGAGAAGGAGGUGCUAUAAAACCUGAUAUUGUGACCUGGAACAAGGAGGAAAAAACAGCAAAGAUUAUAGGUGCGACAUUACCCAGUGACUUUGGCCUCAAUAGAGCUGAAAAGCAUAAAAUAACAAAAUACCAUGACCUACAGAACGACCUGAAAAGUACAUGGGAACUGAAGGAAAUAGAAAUAGUACCUGUGGUGGUAGGGCAAUAAGACUUAUAAAUAAAAACCUGAGCAAAUUUCUUCAGGCAAUAUCAAGUUACCCAAGUAUAACUGAGGUGCAGAUUGCUGCCCUCAUAGGAACGGUAAACACCUUGAAAAGAGCCCUUGGAUAUGAGGCUAGUGGAACAUAGAGGUGCAACCAUAGACCCCAGGCUGGAGCCCAUUGCACCCCUGAUAUAAACCGAAAAUUAAGAAUAACAGAAGCCAGAGAGAGAAGCCCAUGUGUAAGAAUGUGGAAAGGAAUUUUACAGGAAACAUCUUAUAAUGCAAAUGAGAAUUCACACUGGAAAGUAGCCACUUUCAGUAAACCCUCAAUUAUCUGCUGCAAUAUAUAUCCAAGGCUCUUGUGGAGAUUGGAAAUGUGUGGAUAUGGUAAACAAUCACUUUAAGAAUGUAAAAUAAACCCUAAAUCGUCAGAAUGAUUACUAGCGCUAAUUCACACCGACUACAUAAGGACAUGUAUGAAGAAUGCUGACAAGAACGUAAACAUUACAGUGCCAUUUGGUGGGAGACGGGUGAUUACAGAGACAGUCUUAGUGGGUUAGCCAAGUGUUACUUUUAAUGAUUUUGUAAUAUGCAGAUUACACCUAAUGGCACAAAGAUAUAAGCUGAUUUUAACAGUAAAUAAGUAUCCAAAUAAUUGAUUAUACGAAAAUUGUUAUUUAGUCCUUUAUUUUCUUGCCUGUAUUGUGACUACAGUACUGUACAGUAUGCGCUAAUAAACAAUACAUAAUGCACUACAGUACUGUGCUGUACACAUAAUGAAAAAGUAAACUGUACAAUACCGUCAGCUGAAUAAAUGCAUACAAAAACUAUCCUGAAUUUCUGUCUCCCUCUCUCAUACCUGUUCACAUUGCCAGAACUGUUUAUUUGUGGCAAACCUGGAAAAUCUCAUCAUGAUGCAUACAUGUAUGUACAAGCACAUGUACGUCAACACAAGCUUAUUUGUUAGAAAGUAGCUGCUAUUUUGUACUGCAUUUUGUUACCGCCACAUUAAUUAAAAAUCUAAUAAGCUUUUCACUCAAAUCUUAUUACAGAUGUAUCACAGCAUUACAUCUUAAGAUAUUAACUUUUUCACGUACUGCACAUCAGAGUUCUUGCUCUGAAUGUGAGCAAUUUAUAGAAACCAAGCAACACUCACUGUGUUCUCUAAGGAAUGGAUGUCAAUCCUUGAAUGCUGGCAAUGUGAGAGAGAGAGAUGCAAAGCUGCAAUUGUCAUCACCUUUGAAGGCUAAAAAGAAAGUUUACACUUCACAUUUGCCUAAUUGAUAACAAGACCUUUUAAAACCUUUAGAGUGAAGAGAGAGAGAGAGACUUACAGAUAUCGUGUACUACAGUAGUUUUUAAAUGGUUACAACUGAAUAAGCAGCAAACGAGAUCUAAAUGGAAUACUUAAUCAUUUUGCUGUCUCUUUGACUUAUAAUAUGGGUAUGAAGUAACUGUUGCUCCCAAUGUAUCCUGAGUUACGAUCAGGACUGAAUGACAAUUGAACAAGAACAAAAGCAAUACUGUACCUGGUCUUUCGUUUGUGUUGUAUGGACAGGUAAUACCUUUAAGUACCUUACUAUGCAAUUACAUUUACAUUGUAAAAUGUUCAGUUGAUUACAUGUAAAUUACUCCUCUGCAACCAUGAUCAUACACAAUGAUGCAUUGUGUAUGAUCAUAUGAUGACGAGUUAAUGUCCCAUGAUAAAUUGUGAUUUACAUAAUUGUGUUUAACAUUAAGCAUAUUCCAUUAAAUGUUUACCCAAUGUUUCAAUUUUGACGUAUGAUUGCCCAAGUUGUAGGUGAUUAUAAGGGGUUUUGAUCAAGGAAGGACUCCAAAAGUUUUGUAAACAAUAAAGAAUAAUCAGGAUAGAGAAAGAGAACAGCAAGCAAGCACACUGCAAGUGUGUAAUUGACUUUAGUAUGAUGCAGAUGGUUAUGUAUAUAAAUAAACACACAUAUGGUGUAUACUAUAUGUGCGUGCAAAUAUAGACACUGAUAAGUAAGAAAAUUUUUGAUGCAACAUGACUGGGCAGUUUAUACUGAUAUGUUAUUUUGUAAUGUUUUCCAAGUUUUUCAGUUCACUGGUGUUGCAACUUGAGAAAAGCCCUUGCUUCAUAUAAAACAAUUUUGUUCAUAAAUUUAACAGUCAUAAAUUCACUGUAACUUUUGGAGUUAUUCUUCAGGGGUGGAAAUGGAAGAGAGUGAUAAUGGGAGACAAACACAAGCGGCCAACGAGAGAUAGAAACUUCUGUGACACAGUCAUGACACAGACAGUAACAUACGCAAUCUAGAGACCUUAGGUGGUUACAGUAGUCAGGUCCAGAGGGCUAAAUACAAAAACAGAAUGUAAAAAAAAACUUUAACUUGAUUGUAAUCACAGUGAUAAUGAAAAAGUAAAAUAUCAGCAGUAAAUACAAUAAUAAUGACAGAAUCUGCAGAUGACAUAUUGCCAAUACAGAGAUUAAGUCCUUUAAGGGACAAAGGCCUCAUUUUCCCAUCUUUCCCACACUUUAGAUCUUACCUCACUUCUUUGUAUGAGCGAGUUGCUGCUGUUCCUCACUCGGGUUACCACAUGGUUUUCUAUGAACAUAUGUGUGGCAGAGUGGUAGUGAGGAAUGUUUGUGAGGCGUCUCAGAAUGUCAUUGUGCACAACAGUGAUACUUCUAAUGGUCUCUCGGGUAUAGUUCGUCCAGAGGGAACACCCAUAGAUACUGUAGCAGUACGAGCGGAAAAGCAACACUUUCAUGUCUCGGUGACAGAAGGCAAACCUCCUUGCAAUCAUGUUGCCAGUUGCACAUAGUUUACGACACCUCUGUUCAAUGUCUGCUGUAUCUUUUAGGUCGUCGGUGAUAAUGUGACCCAAAUACGGAAAUUCGUGCACGAAUUCCAGCCGAUGAUUUCCGAGGAAAGUUUGUGGUUCUGCAAUAUGCUCAAGUGAUCUCAGGAGCAGCGACAUGCACUGGGUCUUGGUUUCGUUGUAUAGGAUAUCAAAUUCCUCUGCAUAUUGGUGGCAAGUGUUGAUGAGUCGUUGGAGACCUUGCACUGAUGGGGAAAUCAGAACCAUAUCGUCGGCAUAACAGAGGUUGUUUAUAGUUGUUUCAUUGACAGUGCAUCCGAUUGGGAGUGAGUUCAGUUUGACAUUCAAGGCAUCUGUGUACGUAUUAAACAGGUAUGGAGAAAGAAUGCCCCCUUGCCGAAGCCCGUUUAGGGAACCGAGGGUGUACGAUAAUAUGUUACCCCAUUUGACACAAAAUUGCUGUGUGGAGAAUCAGCAAUGUAAAAUGCCAAAUAGAAGAAGAGGUUCAUGUAGUUUACUCUGUCAAAUGUCAUGUAAUGAGAACUUUGCUUUUGAGCCAAUAAUGGUCGUGAAAGCUCCUGAAGAGAUAAAGUCUUGGCCCCCACCCCCCACCCCCCAUAAACACACUGUUGCAAAAGUUCCCCAGCAAAGCCCCUCCCCCCCAAUGUGCUUACCCCAGCAUACCACCCUCACAAUACCCUUUUCUCAGCGGCUAUUAACAGCGUUAUUGUUGCAUUUUUCUGCCUAUGCAUUGUUGCCAACCAUACAGGGGGCUUUCUAUUCAUUGUUAUAUAUUGCAAAUAUAUAUUUUAUAAAUAAAUAUAUUUGGAUGUUCCAGUCUUUGCAAAUGUGGAUUAAUGAGAGGUUACUUACUGCCAGGAAUGUUAGAAAGUAUUUACCUAUAAAAAUAAUUGUAGGGCACAUCCACACUACAGCUUAUCUAAUAUCACAAACAGAUUGAAAACAAGAGAACAACUGUAAGUAAAGAAUGAAUCUGGUAGAUGCCAGACAAUGAAAUACACUAUUUAAAAAUCUUGAUGACUUCCAUAGGCUAUAUGAGUCUCGCAGGAUAGUUCAGCAUAGUAGGAAGUCUCUCGGCAAAAUAAAAAAAAGUGCCGAAAGUAAGUGUGUAUCUGUUGUGUAAGUACUAGAGACCUUAAGUAAUUCCUUUGCAUGGGAAAUCUAGUAUAGUCAACUUGAUCAUUUUCUAGUCUUACCUUGUACAGUAUUGCAUAUGUUUCUCAUGUGAAGCAUUGAAUACUAUUUGAAUUACCUUACAGCAUGUCAUAAGGUAAAAUGCUCCAAUGUUUUGUAUCAAACCAGUUGUAUUUUUAUA